AUGGCGGGCGUUACUAUGUGGCGACGCCUCGUGUUAAAGUAUAUCAUACCGGAAAGGGAGAAGCGACCGGUGGUGAAUGGAGGGGUGAGCAAGGAGAAGUACGAGGAGUUAAAAAAGAUGGUGAGCAAUAAGGAUAAGGAGUUGGGAAAGCUGAGGGAGGACAUGGAAUGCACAAAGCUAAGAAAAGAGAAGGAAGAACUGAAGGCAGCGAAUGCAGCUGAAACGCGAAUGGUAAGAGACCAACUAUCACAACUCCAGCAGCAGGAGCAACGUCGCAACCAACCAUGGGUUUGGACAGGCGCGACACGAUUCCUCAAGGAAUACACAGUCGAUGUACGCACAAGACGGCCUAUGCCACGAGACAGUUGGGGCAGCCUCAAAGUCGAGGUACCGAGUGAUUGUUACUAUGUUUACGAGCCGAGUACAAACGCGAACUCCUCGCCGUUCCCGAUGAUAAAUUGGCUUGUGGUAAAUGAAGAGCCCAACGACUGGCCACCUCCCCCGAAGACCAGUGCAGUCUGUCAGCCUGGGCAAUUCGACAAAGAUAACUGGUGGUUUGUGAAGAUAGCCCAUCCAGGAGGGCGCUUGGCGAUGAUGGCUUAUUACGACGGUAAUCAGACUUCUUAUACUACCCCGAACUAUCUUUACCCUAUCCGACUUCCCUUUCCAAGGAACUCUAGGUUUUCACAAGUACACAGUUCUUCCUCGUUGAGGUGA
Molecule: messenger RNA, 717 nt
Organism: Linum tenue
Lineage: Eukaryota; Viridiplantae; Streptophyta; Magnoliopsida; Malpighiales; Linaceae
Source: the annotation of a GenBank genome assembly